This is a messenger RNA of Chilo suppressalis (striped riceborer), 9210 nucleotides long. The record is from the annotation of a GenBank genome assembly. Lineage: Eukaryota; Metazoa; Arthropoda; Insecta; Lepidoptera; Crambidae.
AUUUAAUCUCAGUAAUGACAGUAAUCUGUGGUUCGAGCUUAGUCUGUGAAUUGAUUGAAAUUGAAUGUAUCCUGCUGGGAAUUAAAUUCAAAAAAGCAAGCAAAUAAAUAAAAUAAUUGAACAUUUUGUGUUAUUUCUGAAUUUUGAAUAGAAAUUAUUGUAAUUAAUAAAAAUGUAUGAGUGAAUACAAUUGAAAUUCUUCCUUCGUUGUGAUUUAUAUUUACUAAAUGCGUCAGUUGUCGGUGGAGCGAUGAAGCGACCGGCGGGUGGGUGGAGCGGAGCGCGGGUGCGGUGACGCGAGGGCAGAUGGCGGAGGGCGAGGCGAGCGGGGCCGGGGGUAGCGGCGGUAGUGGGGGCUGCAGCGGGGGCGGGGGCGGGGGCGGGGGCGGGGGUAGCGGCGGAGGGGGAGGGGGAGGGGGCGGGGGCGGGCACGGCCUGCCCGACGCCGUGCUGCUGGCGCCGCUCACCGAGGACACCUUCCUGCACAACCUGCACGUGCGGUACAAACGGGAUCUCAUUUACACGUACGUGGGUAACGCGCUGGUGUCGGUCAACCCGUGCCGGCCGCUGCCGCUGUACUCGGCCGAGUUAGUGCGCGCCUACCUGGCGCGCGCGCCGCACCUGCUGCCGCCGCACCUGUACGCCGUCACCGCCGCCGCCUACCGCUGGGUGCGCGACCGCCAGGUAUGUGCCGCUCUACAUAUAGUACCGCUGGUGUCGGUCAACCCGUGCCGGCCGCUGCCGCUGUACUCGGCCGAGUUAGUGCGCGCCUACCUGGCGCGCGCGCCGCACCUGCUGCCGCCGCACCUGUACGCCGUCACCGCCGCCGCCUACCGCUGGGUGCGCGACCGCCAGGUAUGUGCCGCUCUACAUAUAGUACCGCUGGUGUCGGUCAACCCGUGCCGGCCGCUGCCGCUGUACUCGGCCGAGUUAGUGCGCGCCUACCUGGCGCGCGCGCCGCACCUGCUGCCGCCGCACCUGUACGCCGUCACCGCCGCCGCCUACCGCUGGGUGCGCGACCGCCAGGUAUGUGCCGCUCUACAUAUAGUACCGCUGGUGUCGGUCAACCCGUGCCGGCCGCUGCCGCUGUACUCGGCCGAGUUAGUGCGCGCCUACCUGGCGCGCGCGCCGCACCUGCUGCCGCCGCACCUGUACGCCGUCACCGCCGCCGCCUACCGCUGGGUGCGCGACCGCCAGGAGAGCCAGUGCAUCGUGAUCACGGGCGAGAGCGGCGCGGGCAAGACGGAGGCGGCGCGCGUGUGCCUGCAGUGCGCCGUGGUGGCGGGCGGGAACGACGCGGCGGCCACGCUGCCCGCUGCCGGCACGCUGCUCGAGGCGUUCGGCAACGCGGCCACCGCGCGCAACCACAACGCCAGCAGAUUCGGCAAGUUGUUAGAUGUAGAAUUCGACUUCCGGGGUCUACCGGUUGGAGGACACAUAACGCACUGAGCGCGCGUGCGGCGCGGCGGAGGGCGAGCGCAACUUCCACGUGUUCUACCAGCUGCUGGCCGGCGCCGACGCACAUCUGCUCAAGCGUCUGCGCCUGCAGCGGAGUUGGGAGCAGUACCGCGUGCUGUGCGGACAGGGAGCGGGCGCGGGUGAUGCGGACGGUGCACGGGGGCUGGACGCGUCGCCGCGGCGGGUGUCGCCCGCGCCCGCGCCCGCGCCCGCGCCGCACCCGCACCACCACCACCACCCGCACCCCCCGCCCGGCCCGCGCGCCGACGCAGCCGAUAAGGACCAUUUCGCCUACACCAAGGCGGCGAUGGCGACGCUCGGGUUCGGCGGUGGCGAGUGCGGCGCGGUGCUGCGCGUGCUGGCGUUCCUGCUCAAGCUGGGCAACGUGCACUUCGAGCCGCAGCACAACAUCGACGGCUCCAUCGGCGUGCGCCUGCACAAGCGAUACGAGUUGAGCGAGGCGUGCGCACUGGUGGGCGUCGACGAGGAGGCGCUGGCCGGCGCGCUGGGCGCGGCGCCCGACACCGGGGCGUGUGCCGCGGGGGACGACCUGCUCACCGACUCGAGCGAAGUGGAGUCUGGAUGCGAUAGCGGGGACGCGGUGUGGGAGUCGUGGGGCGGAGCCGAGUGGGCCACGGCACUGAGGGACCGACUGCUGACCGCACUGUACUCACGCCUGUUCACGUGGCUCAUACACAACAUCAACGAGGCCAUCAAGCCUGGGUCGAGCGGGGCGGGCGCGGGGUCGCUGGGCAUCCUGGACAUGUACGGGCUGGAGUCGCUGGCGCACAACGGGCUGGAGCGGCUGCUCGUCAACUACGCGGCCGAGCGCGUGCAGGGCGCCGUCACCGCCGCCACGCUGCGCCGCGAGCAGGCCGAGUACGCGCGCGAGGGGCUCGCCUGGGCGCCGCUGCCGUACCAGGACCACGAGUUGGUAGCAGAGCUGCUGGACGGCGGCAGUGACAGCGUGCUGGGAGCGCUGCGAGAGUGUUCAGCGCGCUCGCUGCCCGACGCCGCCUUCCUGCAGCGGCUGCAGCGCCGCCGCCAUCCCCGCCUCGUUGUCGCGCCCCCGGACCGCUUCCAGAUCGUCCAUUUCGCGGGCCCGGUGUCGUACAGCGCGCGCGGCAUCGUGGAGCACAACCGCGACGCCGUGUGCCGCCGCUGCAGCGCCGCGCUCGCCGCCGCGCGCGAGCCGCUGCUGGCCACGCUGUUCGCGCCUUCACCCACUCCAGGGUCGGGCGGCGCGGGCGCGGGCGCGGGUGGUGGCGGGGGCUUGGGCGCGGGCGCGGGGUCGCCGCGUCGGCCGCUGGGGCUGGCGUGCCGUCAGCGCGCGCUGGUGACGGCGCUGGUGCGGCGGCUGACGGCGGGCGGCGCGCCCCGCCUCGUGCGCUGCCUGCGCCCCGACCCGCUGCUGCGCUCCUACCGCUUCGACGCGCCGCUGCUGCGCCGACAGAUCCGCGACCAGGGGAUAAUGGACAUGGCCCUGCUGCGACGUAACGGAUGGUGCGAGUGGAUGUGUGCGCGAGCUCUGGUCGCUCGGUAUGGGCUGCUCGCGGGGCCGCGCCCGGGGGCGGGGGCGGGGCCCGGGGCAGGGGCGGGGCCGGGGCCGGGGCCCGCGCCCUGCGGCAGUAGCGGGGACCCGGUGCGGGCGGCGCGCGCGCUGCUGCGGAGGCUGCCCAUACCCAGCGCGGAGUUCACCUACGGACGGACUAAAGUGUUCAUCAGGAGUCCGCGGACGGUGUGGGAACUGGAGGCGUUGCGCGGCGCCCGCGUGGAGGCGCUGGUGUCGGUGCUGCAGCGCGCGUGGCGGCGCCGCCUGCACCACACAAGGGAGCGCGCGCAGCGGGUCAUCGCGAGGGCAUGGCGCCGGCAUAACGCCACGCGUAACUUACCCGAACGACAAACUUUACAACGUCGGCUGCAGGGCGGCCCAGUCGCGACGGUCGCGGUGGGCGUGGGGCAGGAGGCGGCCCGAGCUGCGUCGCACCUUCGCUCGUGGGCAUGCGGCGUAGUAUGGCGCGCGUGGUGUGCUUGGGCCCGACGCCGCUACCUGGGCUCGCUGUGGGCGCGCCUGCCCCCGCGGCACCGCUCGCCCGCGUGCCAGGCCUGGCCCGCCUGCCCGCACCCGCGCCUGCUGGCCCGCGCCGACGCGCUGCUGCGGCACCUGCACCACCGCUGGCGCUGCCGCCUCUACCGCGCCAACGUCGACCAGCUGGCGCGCAACCGCAUGAGGGAGAAGGUGACGGCGAGCGUGCUGUUUAAGGACCGCAAAGCGUCGUACGCGCGCAGCGUGGCGCACCCGUUCGUGGGCGACUACGUGCGUCUCCGCGCGUCGCUCGCGUGGCGGCGCGGGCUGGGCGCGGGCGGCGCGGGCGACCACUACGUCGUGUUCGCGGACGUGGCCGCGCGCGUGCCCGCCAGAGGUGGCGAGGGAGGGUCGGGCGCGGGCCAGGCGGGCGCGCGGCCCGUGCUGUGCGUGGUGUCGACGGGCGCGCUGCUACUGCUGGAGCCGCGCUCCCUGCGCACCAAGCGGCGCGUGCCCGCCGCGCACGUGUACCGCCUGUCCCUGUCCCCGUACCACGACGACCUGCUGGCCGUGCACGUGCGCGCCAUUCGAGGUGAACCUGGGCCCCCAGACGGUGACGGUAUCGUUUCACGCGGCGCCGCACGAGCCGGCCGCCGCCCCGCCCGCCCCGCCCGCCCCGCCCGCCCCGCGCCUCGUGCGACGCGGCUCCCGGCUCGACGUGCUCGUCUGACUAUCCGAUCACCUCAUGUGAGACAACCCAACGAUACUAAACACCAUACAUACACCGCGUGCGCUCAAAAUGUGUCCCAAACAACAAGUGUUUGAACGCCCCUCGAGCACAUCUCAGUUCACAAUCCGGCGCAGAUCGUUGAAAAAUCAAGAUACCGCAGACCUCCGUGAAAAAAUGUAAAAAAAAAUGUGUAUGUCAGCUCCGACGCACGACUGGAGUUUACUUCUUAAGUUCGAUAGUCAAACCGGACGCAAAAAGAGUUUAUUUAACUUAAAAAAGAUUGAUACUGUAUGAAACGGUAAAUUAACAAAUUAAUGAAAAUAAUAUCCAUAUAUCAAUAUAUAUUUAUUCAUUUCAUAUACAUUUAUUAUAACUAAUCGACGAAAUAUUUUACAUUAAACUUUUUACACUAGUCAAUUUCAGAUGUGCAUAAAUAAAGGUACGCUACGAUACUGUGCUACGGUGUAGCACUACGGCUGCGACAGCGUAGACAGUAAAAACGUAACGAGGUCAUUCAUCGAUAGAUUUCACUCCUCACAUUUUUCUCAUACCGGGCCCUUUAUAUAUGCAAAUCGAUUCUUAACGAGUAAACUCCAAAAAUUAUAGUAUGUAAAGUAUUGUUUUUUCGACAGGUAUCUUCAGUGUUAGUUUACUGACGCAUUUGAAGCAAAUUUUGUUCUAAUACUUAUCAUAAACUGAUUUAAUGAAAACAAAAUUGUGAUAUUCAAAUUCAUGAUCUGUUAUAUAGCCAUCUCUUGCUCGCGUUCCGUAGCUCUUAUAUUGUUAACGGCUCGUUCAGAAUUGUGCGAAGUGUCAUAGAAAAAUGAUCUGUAUUAUUCCGCAUAUAGCAAUAAGAAGUAAAAUUUUACAAGCUUGCAUUUCGAACUGUCGGAACUCUUUGACGCAUGCGUUUUAAUUGAGACUUUGUAAAGUAUAUAUCAAAGAUGACUUUCAAUGUUUAAAUAAUGCCUUAUAUUGUUUUUGACAACGCGAUCAUUUCACGGAGCUCCGAAGAUCGUCCAAUGUACCUUUUGGGCAGGUUUUAGGCACGAUUUUGUUCAUGUUACUGUAUCUAGGAUUUUUAAUAUCGUUGGAGACAACCUUACUAUACCGUACAGUACGCGCCACGGAAGAUAACACUUGACGAGCGCCGGUCCCGGUCCCGCGCCCGGUCCCGCGCCCGGUCCCGCGCCCGGUCCCGCGCCGCGCUCUCUAUCCGGUCGCCCGGUUGGCUCGCCCGGUCCGUUUCCCCCUCAGACCUCAUUCCGCUAAAGAGACCUAAAUCCUCUCCUACGCAUGUCAAACCAUGCGGUGCAUUAAGUCUCAUCUUUCGUGGCGCGUAUUGUACUAUAUUGUCUGUACUCAACGAAUAACAAAUUAUAUGGAAUACGAACUGCGCUAAAACUUGGUUCCACGCAAACUGUAACAAAGUGGGCGGGGCGAAAAAAAAUGCGAUCAACACAUCGAUCAUGAGAUUGGUUGGGAGUUCCGUGUCCAUAACGAUAUCUUACAAUGAAUAAAUAGUCGAAUUGAAUACGAUAUAUUCUGUCAAUUUGUUAUGUUUUGUCUGUGUGCGUGUCGCGUUAGUAUGAGUUUGCAACCAUGUUUUAACGGAUUUUGUUAGAGAGUAAUGCUUCCAUAUGAUUUCUAAUUCGUUGGCUGUAUUGUACUAUACUGAUACUGCCUCGGCUAAACUCGACCUUGUGCGCACGGUAAUGGACGCAUACAGUAUUGUAACUUGGCCGUUUUUUUUAAUUAACUACCUACGGCCGUGCGUUGCGUAAACACGUGACAGGAGCGCCCGCCUACAGUACUUAAAAUAAUUUCAUCCUCAUCGUUUAUUGCAAAUGUUAUACUACUUUUAUAUAAAAAUAUAAAUUCGUUAUAAAUGUAUGGAAAUAUUCUAUAAAAAACAUUUUGUGUAUUUAGUUAAAUUUUAUUCUGAAAACGGCUCAGUUGAGAUUUACCCAAAACAAAACAAAAAACCGCGCGAUGUAGUAUUUUUUUGUUAUAUUAAGUGAGUUCUCGUAUUUAACUAUCACCCAGCUUGAUCGUCCUUGAAACCGUCUGUAUAAAGUUGCAAUACUGUCAGAUAUCAUUACCGUGCUGUAGUCGUCAAGUCGAAGCCGAACAUAGCUUUCGAUAAGAAGUGUUUUCCAUGCGUCUCUCGCUUUGUAAUUAAAAUGCUAGAAAUGUAUAGCGAUGCUGUGACCGGUGUUCAAUGAUUUGUUAAUCUACUCGUCGAAUGUAAAAUUUUAAGAACUAAUCGAGUAAUGUUAAGUCGCGAUCCACUAGUCGUUAAAUUAAAAUUAAGUCAAGGCCGACCCGACCUUUCGACUCUGUCAAGGCUCACGCGAAUCCGCCGGCGCAUCAUCCUUUCGGACGGACCGCGUCUCUUCGCUGCCAAAUAUUAUAAUUUAGUCGAUAAUGGUGCCUAUGAUAAUCAAAAUUACUAGAUAUUGUAAGCGGCGGUUCGCAUCGACGACGAACGGGCCUCGCGUCGAGUCCCCGCGCGGGGAGACCGUCGACGGCACAAACUAACAUAGAUGUGAACGGUCCGCGGCGGCACUGGCAGUGUUCCGUCACCGUCACUGUGACGCGACAAACUCAGUACAAUGGUCGCGCUCCUCGCGCCGGACAUCCGAGCGCCAACACAUAUCGUGUCGUAUUCCAGCCGCGUGUCGCGUGUCACGUGCUGCGUGUCGCGUGUCGCGUGUCACGCGUCACGCGUCACGCGUGGUGGUUAUCGACGUGGACGCACAGCCGCGUACGAACGCAUCCCACGCACGCGCCCGCGCCGCAAUGAGGCGCGUAUGUUAUAACUCAUGAGCAGUGUUGCCAGGUCCAAUUUUUUUAAAACGCAGUCCCCUUUCCCUCCUGGGAUUGGUGAAUCAAAUCGAGAUGUAGGCCAGUACCGAAUGUGUUUCUGUGGCUUCUGCCGUCCCUCGAAGCUGAUGAUUUUUUUUAGACAAUGAUAAAUUUAUUUUAUUAUAAUUAAGACUAUCUACAUUCUUGCGAUUCCAAAAAGAAAAUCGUAUCCUAAGAAAAGCAGUCAGAUUCAUGUAGAAAAACAGAUGAACAGGAGAAAUUUCAGAAAUACAGAUAAAAUAAUCUCCUAUAAAACGGUGAGAGCUGGCAACCCCGCUCGUGAGCUCGGGCGUUGUUGAUGAUAGUUGUAGGUGAUAGUUACGACACACGGCGGCCUUCGCUCCGGGUCGCUUUACAGACCGCGGCCGCGCUCGCUCCGCGAACGAUGCGUACGUUCCGAGUGACGGUUUCCUAUUUAAGGCUAGCCGAAAUAAGUUAGAUUUAAGUCGAGUUGAAUAAUUGAAGAGUCUAAAGUUUGAGAUGUACUACCGCGUUUCACGAUGGUCGACCAAUAAUUGUUUAUUGAAUUUGAAGGUUUAAGAGAUAUAAAGGUUGAAAAAUUAAAUUUUAAUAAAGUGCUCGUAAUUGAUGUCUGAAUUGAUUUAAUUCUCUUAUCGUCUCUCUCCGAACGUGUCCCUCGUCCUCGCCGACCACGUCUGUCAGUUGUUUGUGCGAGUCCUGCGCUCGUUUCCUAAUAUGUAGGACUGAACAAGUCAUAUUAUUAUUAUUGUAAUCGACUUAAGUAGCGAUUAAGCCUUUUAGAGAUCGCAUUAGAUGAAGAAGCCGAGUUUGUGAAUUGUUACCUGUUACGCCGGAUACUGGCGGCGUACUCCGCGCCGCACUCGCGGCUGUUGUAUCGCUCGGUUGUAAGUGUAUUUCUCUUUAUGUAUUUUCCCUUAAUAUUGUAAAGGUAGAUUGGGAUCGUGACGACUGCGCAGGCGCCCGCUAUACUGAUGCCUGUUUCGCGACAAUAUGGUGACUUCUUGUUUACAAUGUAAUCGUUGCAAUAAAAACUGCCGCGGUUGCCUGUUGCUUUCGUACAGAUCCAAAGUCAACCUUAGGCCGAAUAUCCAAUGUCCACAGAGGCUCUCGGCCGCGCUUGUGGUAGACUUUAUAAAAAUUUGUGUAUCAACAAUCAGUAUUAUCAGUCAACUAAGACAGCUAAGAUAACUAUCUCAGUGCUUCAUCGGUGCGAUAUGCGCAUAUAACAAAUCUUUAAUGCUUCAAAAUACUUCAUUUCGGUGCUUUAGUACACCCUUACUGAAAAUAAUCAACGUGGAUGAGCUUUCUGUGGACAUAACAGUGUGGACACGCAGCCGGCCGGCGGCGCUCCGCAGAGGUAUGGCCUUUUUGUUGAAUCAUUCGUUCGAUACAUUAUAUAUUCGUUUAGCUAACUUUUGAAUAAAAUUCCAUACUUUGCUUACUGGUGAUUUAAAUACAAACUGCGUCUGUUGCAAUUUUUUCCUCUACAACGUGGCGUCUGAUGUCACGCUCCUGUCAUUCUAAUUGACAAACAUGUGACGUCAUUUUAAGCUCAGCCAAUCAUAGGUGAUUUUGUUAUUGUGACAAUAGGUCAGUUUCAUGAUUCUGAUGAUAAUAUAGAUGAUAAUUUAUACUUUACCGAACCAAUUACGAAUUUAUUCAAAUUCGAAGAAAAUUAACAAACAUUAUUUGAUGCAAAACAAAUGAUUCAAAAAUAGUGCAAUGUAUUGUGUACAAUCGGGCGGUUCGCUCGCUGCGUGCCGCGUGCCACGUGCCAGCUGGAGUGUCGCUCGGUGGUAUUCACGGACAAACAGAAAUGACUAAACGACGUUCCCAUUAAAUUGAUAACUCUAGAAAGAGAAAAGACAGCCAAUGCCUGUACGAAGAAUGAGCCGGGUGAUUGCUUGUUCGUGUUGGCCAGGGAAGGUUCAGUCCAUUCUGUGUGUCGAGUGUUGUAGUGUAACAUUGCAGGCGCCGCCGGCCCGCCGCCUCCCGCCUGCCGCCUGCCGCCUGCCGCCUGCCUCAGGGCGCGCCUCACAAGUGCCAACAUACUAUGUAAACGUUGCGUUAUGUUUUCACUGGUUAAUAUUAUGAUAAUUAUGAAGAUACUGUUUUAUCGUUUUUAAUAAAACAACACGUUUUGAAU